This is a messenger RNA of Bactrocera tryoni, 597 nucleotides long. RefSeq lists its product as uncharacterized. The transcript is spliced from 3 exons. The coding region runs from base 55 to 537 and encodes 160 amino acids. Lineage: Eukaryota; Metazoa; Arthropoda; Insecta; Diptera; Tephritidae. The record is from RefSeq and is a predicted model, not a curated record.
GCCAGGUUCCUUGGAAAGUUUCGCUUGCAGUAAAUUGCAUUAAGUGUCUACAAAAUGAAUAAAGUGCUAAUAUUUCCCAUUGUGUGCCUUAUUGCUUGCUCUUGGAUUGGUUUGACCACAUCUCUCGACUGUUACGUUUGCGACAGCACUUCGGGUCAGAACUGCAACGACAAACAAUCGGCAAAAUGCGAUCCAGAAUUGGCUCAGCAAACGGUGAAUUAUGCUCGCAAAUAUUUAAGUGUGAAUGAAACGAUAUUAAAUACCACCAGUUCGACAUACAUUUGUGUGUUUGACACUAUUUUACGUAACAAUUUUAUGCAGUUUUAUUACGGCUGCUCCUACAGCACUAUAGAUAUUUGCUCAUUCACGGCUGUUGGAUUCAUACGAUAUAACUUUUGCAACAACUGUAACACGAGCGAUUGCAAUACCAAUAACAACGGUUAUUACACUAACAACGGCAAUUACAGUUCAACGUAUAGCUUUACCUUGACAGCGAGCAUUAUCUUGGCUUUGAUAGCGAAACUCUUUUGUUACUGAGUAAACGCAGUGAAGCGGUAUUUCAAUUUAGUAUCGCAUAAAAAUUGCAGAGUCAUUGAU